This is a messenger RNA of Mobula hypostoma (lesser devil ray), 4841 nucleotides long. It is a transcript of the gene lig4, whose product is annotated as ligase IV, DNA, ATP-dependent. Gene Ontology annotation, molecular function: DNA ligase (ATP) activity; ATP binding; DNA binding. Gene Ontology annotation, biological process: nucleotide-excision repair, DNA gap filling; DNA biosynthetic process; double-strand break repair via nonhomologous end joining. Gene Ontology annotation, cellular component: DNA ligase IV complex; DNA-dependent protein kinase-DNA ligase 4 complex. Bases 314 to 3052 code for a protein of 912 amino acids. The record is from RefSeq and is a predicted model, not a curated record. Lineage: Eukaryota; Metazoa; Chordata; Chondrichthyes; Myliobatiformes; Myliobatidae. The transcript has 2 exons.
GAGACCAGCCUGAUCUCCGAUUCGUACUUCCUGCUCCUGUCAGGUCGAGUUCUAUGCUUCCCAAUCCUUACUUUGCUUUUCGUAAAACGUUUGAACUACUUGCCUGCUCUUUGCUUCCCGCUUGCAGUAUGAGAGUCCUUUUUUUUGAAAAAAAUCUGCUGUACCGUCUUGACUACGGUUUUGAAGAUUGGACUUCGAGACGAAAUCACUGUUAGAUUGCUAACACUUGAAGGGAACAUACAUUAACUAUUUUUUGGUGGGCAGCUUUUUUAGAUUACACAUCUUCGAGUGCAGUAUUUUGUCCAAAUUGAUCAUGUCUGCAGCAUCUGUGUCGCACAGUUCACCAGUAAAAACUGUGGCUUCUGAAGUUCCCUUCAGUGACCUCUGUUCAACUUUGGAAAACAUACAGAAAACUAAAUCCAGACCGGAAAAAAACAGGUAUUUCAAAGACUUCCUGGAUUCAUGGAGAAAAUUUCAUAAUGCUCUUCAUAAGAAUGAUUUAGACACCACUGAUUCUUUCUACCCAGCACUCCGCCUGAUACUUCCUCAACUUGAGAGGGAGAGGAUGGCAUAUGGCAUUAAAGAAACAAUGCUCGCAAAACUUUACAUUGAAGUUCUUGGUUUGCCAAAAGAGGGAAAAGAUGCUCUGAAACUCUUGAAUUAUCGAGCUCCAACAACCUCAUAUGGAGAGGCAGGUGAUUUUGCUGUGAUUGCAUAUUUUGUUCUGAAACAGAGGUGUCCAAAUAAAGGCUCGUUGACUAUUUGUGGGGUAAAUGAACAUCUGGACUCCAUUGCACUUAAUAAUGCUGUCAAGAGGAAAGAUUUAGUCAAAAAGAGCCUGUUGCAUUUAAUCUGUCAGAGUUCUGCAUUGGAACAAAAGUGGCUUAUUCGUAUGAUCCUGAAAGACAUGAAGUUAGGCAUCAGUCAACAAACUAUACUUCAGUUAUUCCAUCCAGAUGCUGCAGAGCUUUAUAGCGUGACAACAGAUUUGGAAAAAGUUUGCAGACAGCUCCAUGAUCCCAGUGUAUCCCUCAGUGAUGUCUCCAUCAUGUUGUUUUCUGCUUUUAAGCCAAUGCUUGCUGGUGUUGCUAAUAUGAAAAACAUUGAAAAGUUAAUGCACAAUCAGAGUUUUUACCUAGAAACUAAAUUAGAUGGGGAGCGUAUGCAGCUUCACAAAGAUGGAGAUAUUUACAAAUAUUUUUCACGUAAUAGCUAUGAUUACAGCCAACAGUUUGGUGCUUCACCAUUACAAGGAUCUCUCACACCAUUUAUUCACAAUACCUUCAAGAGCACAGUGCAAAAUUGCAUCCUUGAUGGAGAAAUGAUGGCCUACAACCCAGUUACCAAAACCUUUAUGCAGAAAGGAAACAAAUUUGAUAUCAAAAGAAUGGUGGAGGAUUCAGAAUUACAAACUUGUUUCUGUGUAUUUGAUGUGCUAAUGGUAAAUAAUCAGAAAAUGGCAAAUGAAACUCUCAGGAAAAGACAUGAAAUCCUUCAGACUAUCUUCACAUCAGUGCCAGGUCAUUUUCAGGUUGUGGAAAAAACAGAAAUAAAAACAAAAAAAGAUGUUGCUGAUGCCUUGAAUGAUGCCAUAGAUAAACGGGAAGAAGGAAUCAUGAUAAAGGAUCCUUUAUCUGUUUAUAAACCAGAUAAACGUGGUGAAGGCUGGUUGAAAAUUAAACCAGAAUAUGUUGAUGGAUUGAUGGAUGAGCUUGACAUCUUGAUUGUUGGAGGUUACUUUGGUAAAGGUCAUCGGGGUGGAAUGGUGUCUCAUUUUCUGUGUGCUGUUGCAGAAGAUCCUUCAGCUGGUGAGAAGCCAUCAGUCUUUCACUCAGUUUGCCGUGUAGGCUCUGGAUACACAAUGAAAGAACUGUACGACCUGGGGCUGAAAUUAGCUAAUCACUGGAAACCUUACCAGAAAAAAGAUCCUCCUGCAAAUAUCCUGUGUGGUACUGAAAAACCAGAGGUCUAUAUCGAGCCCUGCAAUUCGGUCAUUCUGCAAAUUAAGGCAGCUGAAAUUGUAAACAGUGAUGCGUAUAAAACAGGUUGUACGUUGCGUUUUCCACGAAUUGAGAAGAUCAGAGAUGAUAAACACUGGUAUGAGUGCCUGACCUUGCAUGAUCUGAGUCAACUGCACAAAAAAGCAUCAGGGAAACUUGCAUCCAAACAUGUAGACCUAAAUGAUGAUGAGCCAGAGAAGAAGAAGCGUAAAGUUUUGACAAAAGUCAAAAAAUUGAUUGGUAUCGCAGAACAGUUUAAGGCCCAAGAUCUAUCCAAUAUCAGCAAAGUUUCUAAUAUUUUUGAAAAUGUUGAAUUUUGUGUCUUAAAUGGUCUUGACCAUUAUCCUAAAGCUGAUCUGGAAAAGGGAAUAGCUGAAUGUGGAGGAUUAGUUGUACAGAAUCCUGGACCUGAUACUUACUGCGUCAUUGUGGGCACUGUCAAUAUCCGUGUCAAAAACCUAGUCACUGCUAAUGAGCAUGAUAUUGUGAAAGCUGACUGGUUGGUUGAUUGUUUGAAAAAGAAACACUUUCUACCCUGGCAACCUCAGUUUAUGAUUCAUAUGUCACCUUCAACAGAAGAACAUUUUGCUCAAGAAUAUGAUAGCUACGGUGACAGCUAUUAUGCUGAUGUUGAUAAAACCCAGCUGCAAGAAGUUUUCAAAAGAAUGAAUAAACCAGUAAAGGAAUUGCCCUUCUCAUCUAUUGCUGACCUGGAGCAUCAGUACUUCUGGGACAAAUCACCUCUAAGUAUGUUCAGAGGCUGCAUAAUUUAUAUUGACUUCUACAGCAGAAUUGGUGACUCCAGUACAUGGAUACGCAACACAAGCUUAGAUCUGAGGGUCUUGGAGCUGCGUUUUCAUGGCGCGAAGUGUGUCACGAGACUGCAUGAAGGUAUCUCCCAUGUCAUUAUUGGUAUUGAUAAACAACGUCUCUCAGAACUGAAAUUGCUCAGGAGAACAUUUGAAAGGAAAUUCAAAAUUGUGAUGGAAUCAUGGGUAUCUGAUUCACUGAAAGCUGGGUGUAUGCAAGAUGAAAAAGUUUACUUACUUUAGAACAUAGCUAAAAAUCAUUGAAAAAUGAGUAAGAACAGGCAAUUCUUAGAGGGCAAUGUAGAGCUGUGCAGUCAUUACGUUCACCAACUGCAAAAUAGUGUCUGAAUCUGUUAUAUAAAUGAAUAUUUUGCUCCUAGCUCGUUGUCUUUAAUUCCAGGUAAAGAUUACUAACAGUCCUUAUUUACAAAACUGAGGUUUUUCUGAAGAAAUAAAACUAUAAUGCACACCACGAUAUGAUACUAUGCAAUUAAACAACUGGUAUGCUGGUUGUUUCAUCUUAAUGUGUUUAAUUAAAACCAACUCUUUAAAUUUUCUAUUUUUAAACUAAAGCAUUAUAAAUCUUAGCCACAAGGAAGAUCAACUUGGGAGUGCAAUAGCAAAGAGUGUUUUUGUUGUACGUGCGAUGUUCUCUUAGAGAACAGGUAAUGCAACAUUUUUUAAACCUUAACAUGCCGGCUGUUAAGCUGUUGGUGUAUGAGCCUGUUGUUUAGUUUGACUGCUGUAAAAGGAAGUAUGUACUUUUUUACCAUGUAGACACCUUUAAUGAGGAUUAUUGUCAACAUCUAAAAUAUGACUGUCCUUGGUAUUGGAAUUGAUAUUUAAUUAACUGAGAAGUUAUUUUACACUGAUAAUAACAUCCCAAGCUGAUGAUGAACCAAGCAAAUCAACAACAUUGUAGACAAAAAGUAACAAACAAAUGUUAUCAAGACUUAAGGUAAAUAAACCAAGCAAAGGUUGUAAGGUAUUAAGAUCGUAGGUUUGAAUAUAAUUCCAAAAGAAAGUGGAUAGUAAGAAACUGGAGGAGAUAGUGUAACUUUACAUAAAACACUCCAUUCUAGUUGAAGUCAUUUUAGUGUAGAAUCAUGAAAGGAAAUUCACAAAUAUGUUAGCUUUUAUUAUCUAAGUGUAAUGCAAGUAGUGAAAUAGCAACAGUUAUUCCUAAUGUGCUGUUUUGAUUCAACAUUUUCUGAAACAAUCGAUGUCCAACAGGAUGCUGGACUGGGCCAAAGGAAACAUGGAUCAGAUUAUCUACCAUGUAACAGGCAAAUCUCAUCUUCUGUUUAUCCCUCAGCCAAUUACCUGCUCAGAUACCUCAUCAUUGCUACCUACUGUGGCAACUAAUUGCAGAAACCACCUUUGAAAAAUUUGGCCCUCGGGUUGCCUUAAAACUUACCCCCUCUCAUCUUAAUUCUAUGCCCUCUGUUUUAGACAUUCCAACCAUGGGAUACAGACAGAACAUAGAAUAGUAGUGCCCUGGACAGGUUAUUCUGUCCACUAUAUUGUGCUUAUUUUGAUGCCACGUUAUAUUAAAUCAUCUACAUCCCUCUAUUCCCUUAAUAUUCAUGUUUUUAAUCAAAAGCCUCUUAAACUCCACAAGAUUCUCUGAUUUCACUAGAACCUCAGAAACCCAUUUCAGGUUCAUACCAAUCUCCAUUUUUUUAAACUUGCCCCUCCCCCCCCCCCAGCUUAAAACACAAACUUCGGUGUUUGAUAUUACCAUGUGGAAACAAUUCCUACUCUACCCAAUCCAUGCUUAUAAUCUUAAAAACCUGUAUCAGGUCUCACCUUAGCCUCGAAUGUGCUAGGGAGAACAGCCUAAGUUUGUCUAAUCUUUCCUUAUAGCGUUUACCUUCUAAUACUGGUGACCUGCACCUUCUCCACAGCCCCUACAUCCUUCCUGCAUGUAGUACUCCGAGUGUUCAAGCACGUCCUCCAACUGUGUUGGUCUUGGGCACAAACAACACAAUUUGCUGUAUGAUGGGAUGUGCAUGUGACAAAUAAAGCUAUU